Anthostomella pinea is the source of this 969-nucleotide messenger RNA. The record is from the annotation of a GenBank genome assembly. NCBI's taxonomy places the organism in Eukaryota, Fungi, Ascomycota, Sordariomycetes, Xylariales, Xylariaceae.
AUGAGCGUCAAAACCCGACUCCUGAUCAUCUCAGACACCCAUGGGGAGGCGUUCGACGUCAAACCCGCCCACAAAGCCGACGUCGUCAUCCACUGCGGUGACCUCACAGACGAGUCCAAGCUAACCGAAUACCGCAAGACUCUGCAGUUCCUCGAGGGGCUCGAUGCGCCGCUCAAGCUGGUGAUCGCGGGGAACCACGACUUCACACUGAACCUGCCCGCCUUCAAACAACGAGUAGAAGAGGCCGUUCCGGCAAUCGAGCCCGAUCUCAUCAAAAAGGAAUACGGCGGCUACGGAGAGGCAAGACGCCUCUUCGACGAAGCGACUGGGAUCACAUUCCUCGACGAGGGAACCCACCACUUCAUCCUGGCCAACGGCGCUCGCAUGACCGUCUACGCCAGCCCGUACACCCCCUCCAAAAACGGCAACGUUUUCCAAUACCCUCCGGCCACCGGGCACGACUUCGCCAUCGCGGACGGCACCGACGUGGUCAUAACGCACGGCCCGCCCCAUGGCAUAAUGGACUACAGCACCGAAUCACGACGGGCCGGGUGCCCGGACCUCUUCGCCGCCGUCGCCCGGGCGCGGCCGCGCGUCCACUGCUUCGGAUACAUACACGAGGGCUGGGGCGCGAAGCUCGUGGCGUGGCGGGACGCGAUCAGCGGCAAGCCAUCGCAUUUUGCGGAUAUCGAUAAUGAGCGGUCUGUCGUGGUUGAGAAACUGGUGAACUUGACGGCGGCGAAGUUCGAUACGACUGCGUCGAUGGAGGAGAAGACGCUGAGGAGGGCGGAGUAUGUGGAUAGGGGGUGCUGUGCUACUAGUCAUUGCGCUGGUGAUGACAAUCCCCUGGGGUUUCGACGGCAUACGCUUUUUGUCAAUGCCGCUAUUGAAGGUAUGAGUGAUGAGAUGCCCUUUCAUCCACCUUGGCUUGUUGAUGUUGAAUUACCUCUAGCUGGGCCGGAGGUUUGA